This is a messenger RNA of Drosophila ananassae, 1734 nucleotides long. Its product is annotated as odorant receptor 67d. NCBI's taxonomy places the organism in Eukaryota, Metazoa, Arthropoda, Insecta, Diptera, Drosophilidae. The transcript is spliced from 4 exons. The record is from RefSeq and is a predicted model, not a curated record. Gene Ontology annotation, biological process: sensory perception of smell; detection of chemical stimulus involved in sensory perception of smell. Gene Ontology annotation, molecular function: odorant binding; olfactory receptor activity. Gene Ontology annotation, cellular component: plasma membrane. The coding region runs from base 455 to 1642 and encodes 395 amino acids.
UACCUAAAAAUGGGAUGGGGAUAAGAUUAGUAAUUGCUCAUUUAAGAACUAAUAGAAAACUUUAUAAAAUAUGGUAAAAAAAAAAUAUUGCCGGUAUGCAAAAAAUAAAUAGGUAUGUAGGUGUGAUUAGGAAGGCAAUUGUAACUGCAAUACAUGGAUAAUAUCCCCAUAAAUUUUUAAAUAGGAGAAUGACCAAUUAUUUCUUAGCAAAGUCGAAGAGAAAAUACACUUUCUUUUACUCUUGGUAUAUAAUUUUCAAUGCUCGUGUUUGAUAUAAUUCUAUAUAGACCCCCAAGACCUACUUUUAAUUACCUCUCUCCUGAUUGUUUUUCUAAUCGCUCCCAUUAAGUUGUCAAUAUUUUGACAGUUGUGGCCAGCAAGGCAUUCCAAUAAAAGCCACGUUUAUCCACCAAGCCAAAACAUUCAAGUCUUAGCUUCAGUUUCGUGUCCUACAAUGUCAAAAUCAAAUAAAAAACUAACGCCCGUAGACCGGUAUCUGAGAAUAGUUCGCGUUAUUAGAUUCUUUGUUGGAUUCUGUGGCAAUGAUGUGGCCGAUCCGAAUUUUAAGAUGUGGUGGCUGACCUACCUGGUACUGAGCGCCAUUGGGAUGUUUUUGGCCUGCACAGGAUACACAAUUUACAGGGGAGUGGUGAUCGACGGAGACCUCACCGUUAUCCUUCAGGCCAUGGCCAUGGUGGGAUCUGCUCUGCAAGGACUAACAAAGCUUUUGGUUACGGCGAACUUGGCACCUUUAUUGCGUCACAUACAGUAUGGCUACGAGGAUAUCUACCGAGAGUAUGGUGCCAAGAGCGGCGAAUACAUCAAGUGCCUGGAGCGCAUCAUUAAGAUCACCUGGCGGAUCAUGAUCAGCUUUUUUUGUCCUUGUCUGAUGAACCUGAUUGCCGUUGUGAGUUUUCCCAUCUUCUACUUGGUGGUCUACAAAAAGAAAAUCAUGGUCAUGCAAUUCCUGAUGCCACUUAUUGACGAAAAGACCGACACUGGCUACAUGAUUCUCUCGGCGGUUCAUGUGGGUCUCAUUUUCUUCGGUAGCUUCGGCAACUACGGUGGCGACAUGUAUCUCUUCUUAUUUGUCACCAAUCUCACUCUAAUCAAGGAUAUAUUUUGCGUAAAGCUAAAGGAACUCAAUGAAGUGGUGCUCAAGAAAAACGAAUACGAGCAGAUGAGAGUUAUGCUUUUCGAUUUGGUGACCUGGCACCAAAAAUAUCAAAACAUUCUUUUGACAACGAGGAGGAUCUACAGCUUUGUGCUUUUUGUCCAGCUCUCUACCACCUGCAUCAGUAUGCUGUGCACCAUUGCCUGCAUUUUUUUGCGAGUCUGGCCAGCAGCUCCCAUCUAUCUUCUUUAUUCUGCCACAACGUUGUAUGCCUUUUGUGGUCUUGGAACAGCGGUAGAAAUUUCGAAUGACGUCUUGAUCAGAGAGAUCUACUCCGGUUGUUUGUGGUAUGAGCUGCCCGUAAAGGAGGAAAAAAUCAUCAUCCUGAUGCUGGCCAAGGCCCAAACAGAGCAACAUCUUACCGCUGCCAAUAUGUGUCCUUUGUCCAUGAACACCGCCCUCCAACUGACCAAGGGCAUCUAUAGUUUCAGCAUGAUGCUGCUGACUUACCUGGGAUUAGAAAAAUAAGUAUAGGAGCACAAGGAAAAUCUUAUAACUAGACAAGCACCAACUGUAUUACAGAGUCGAUAUUCUCAAUAAAGAUUUUAAAUCAAACCUAG